ACAAUAGAUAAAUUGAUGCUUUCGACCUGCCGAAACGAUCAGGAAGAUGUCCUUGGCGACCUUUUGAAAGAAGGAAGUUGUGACCCUAACUUCGUCGACGGUGCCGGUAACACAGCAGCUCACUACGCUGCCCAGUUCGGUUCCAUUGGCUGUCUUGAACUGCUCGUCAAUCUUGACGACAUUGAUUUCGAUGUCAAAAAUAGACUUGAAGGAGACACACCUUUGCAUAAGGCAGUGCAACAUCAAAGUGAAGACGUCCCCAUGGCGGUUGCAAUGGUAGAGAUUUUGCUUGAGGCCGGUGCUGACCCUAACAUAGAGAACCGUAAUAAGCUCACGCCAAUCACAUUGGUGAACCCCCAAAACAAGGAGCUUAAGGAAUUACUAGAACAA
Messenger RNA from Zychaea mexicana, 390 nucleotides. Its product is annotated as ankyrin repeat-containing domain protein. Gene Ontology annotation, cellular component: cytoplasm; nucleus. The transcript has 3 exons. Gene Ontology annotation, molecular function: protein binding. The record is from RefSeq and is a predicted model, not a curated record. The annotation marks the transcript as partial. NCBI's taxonomy places the organism in Eukaryota, Fungi, Mucoromycota, Mucoromycetes, Mucorales, Lichtheimiaceae.